AUGAAGCAACCGGAGGAGGACGACUUUUGUCCUGGGUCCAUUCAUUGGGCGAAGGUGGGCAGCCACCCCUGGUGGCCGUGCAUUAUUCACAACAGUCCAAACGGCGAGGGUUUUGUCAAACUGUUUAAAACGUGCGAAAAAUAUCAUGUGCAAUUUCUCGGUCCUGUCGUCGAGCGAGCCUGGGUAUCUAGCUUCAAUCUCAUCCCAUACCAAACCCAUCAAAAUCUGGAAAGGCAGUUGAAAGAUUUGCAGGCGGCAUGGCCGCAAAAAAAGCCGAAGACGUCCGAGGAUCGCGAAUUUGAUCUGGAGAUCCAUCGCCUAAUUGCAUCUCCAGCACCCUACCGCUUUCAGCCAGUUUGCCCUGUCUGCGAGGUUUUUUCCAGUGCACCUGGCCAAAUGCUCAAAUGUAAGGGUGUUUGCGGACAGAUUAUGCACCCACAUUGUAUGCGCUAUAAGGAACCUCCGCCUGCAGAAUUCUCCUACAUGCUUCAGCUCUGGCUUCCACCACCACCAUCGUGCCUUCUUGUUUUAGUAAAGGGCUGCGGGCGGCAUUUCCACCGCGAUUGCCUUCACCAACACCCCGGUUGUCUGGUCACAGAGAAAGCUGGUGGCGCGGUCCUGCUCACCCGUUGUCCUGCCCAUGUCUGUGCCACCUGCUGUCUGGAGGAUCCUGAAAGUACCGCUAUUCAACCCGAAGGACGACCCAUGCUGCAGUGUGUUCGCUGUCCUCGCGUCUUCCAUACUGGCGAUCUGUGCACUCCUGCGGGUUCUGUGGAAGUCUCCCUGUCACACAUUGUAUGCCCUGCCCACUUUGUCAAGAACCUAAGCAAAUUACCGCAACACAAAGUUCAAAGCAUCUCCUGGUGUUUCCGUUGUCGGAAACCGGGUCCAGAUAGGGUCUUCUGUGAGACUUGUCCUACUAACUACCACAAAGCGUGUAUGGAUCCUGCAGACGCGGUCUCGCCAUCUCCCACAUUUACCUGUGAUAACUGUCGGCGUGGUGUCCAGCCGCGUUAUGCUCAAGUGAUCUGGGCGAAAAUCCCCUGUUUCCGCUGGUGGCCCUAGUAUCAGUGGGUGUCUCGCGGGCAGACCUUUGCCUACGAGAUUGGUCUCGGAUCUUCGGCAACCGCUUUGACAAAAGGCCAUGGCAAGAACGACGUGGCCUUCAACAAGUUCUCUACCCCGGAGGCUGCUGCUGCUCUGGGUUUGACCUCUCAGCGGGACAUUGAUGCUAUCCAGUCGGCAGAAGCUUUUUCCUCCUUCCAGCAAAUCGCCACCAACCGGUUUGCUUCACCGAAACUCGAAAAGACAUGCAGUAUUUUGACACGCAAACCCUCCGCGGACUGUGGCAAUCGUCCCUUCUCAACCCAACCCUCUCUCACCGUCUUCCGCACGCCUAAUCGCGGCUUUGGCCUGAAGCUACUGGAGCGCGUAAAGAAGGUGCGUUUACGGCGCGCCAUUCCGAAAGAUGUUUAA
This is a messenger RNA of Dibothriocephalus latus, 1476 nucleotides long. The record is from the annotation of a GenBank genome assembly. NCBI's taxonomy places the organism in Eukaryota, Metazoa, Platyhelminthes, Cestoda, Diphyllobothriidea, Diphyllobothriidae.